This is a messenger RNA of Cutaneotrichosporon oleaginosum, 1044 nucleotides long. RefSeq lists its product as uncharacterized. Gene Ontology annotation, biological process: phosphatidic acid biosynthetic process. NCBI's taxonomy places the organism in Eukaryota, Fungi, Basidiomycota, Tremellomycetes, Trichosporonales, Trichosporonaceae. The record is from RefSeq and is a predicted model, not a curated record. Gene Ontology annotation, molecular function: 1-acylglycerol-3-phosphate O-acyltransferase activity. Gene Ontology annotation, cellular component: membrane; endoplasmic reticulum.
AUGCCCAUAUCUUGGGUCCUCAAGCCUCUCGCCAUCGCUUCGGCAGUUGCCUUUGGUGCACUCGGCCUCCUGUCACGCAAGAAUCAAAAGGCCCGCCUCUACUUCAAUGUCACUGUUUAUCUCACCACUCUCGCCACAACUAGUGUCUGGGGUCUCGUAGUCACCAUCCUUGCGUCAGCCACGGGCCAGAGACUCAACAUCAACUACUAUGUCGCACGUUCAUUCUACAAGAUCUGCGGUCCGCUCGUGGGCAUCAAAGUGAUUGUCGAAGGCGAAGAGCAUCUCGACGGCCUCUCCACCGCCAACAACGGCAAGCACCAGAGCGCCGUUCUGACCCCCUGUAUGCUCGACAUCCUGUUCCUCGGGCGUGUCUUCCCCGAGCGCACUGUCAUCAUGGCUAAGAAGGAGCUCAAGUAUUCGCCCCUUUUGGGCCAGUACAUGCACGCGUCGGGCGCCGUGUUCAUCGACCGCAAGAAUCGCAAGGACGCCCACCGCACCGUUGCCCAAGCUGGCGAGGACAUGAAGCGGCGGGGCGUCUCCCUCUGGGUCUUCCCCGAGGGCACACGCUCCCUUCACCCCGAGCCGACCAUGCUGCCCUUCAAGAAGGGCGCUUUCCACCUCGCUGUUCAGGCCCAGGUGCCCGUGGUGUGCAUCGUUUGCGAAAAUUACAACCGCAUCUUCGACGGGCGCACCCGCUUUGAGCCUGGCACCUUGCGCGUCCGGACAGUCCUGCCACCCAUCCCCACCAAGGGGCUGACGUUCGAGGACGUGUCGAGCUUGACCGAGUCUACGCGCGACGCCAUGCUCAAGGCGCUCAAGAAGAUUUCGCAGCCUGUUCCUGCGACCGCUAAGACGGCGGCUGCCAUCGAAACAUCUGUCGCAAAGGCGACGGCGCUGGAGAAGAUCCGUACCGACAACAACACUGUCGACCAGCGUCUCGUUGCGUCUGCUGUGUCUGAAUCCAGCGAGGGCGCAAGUCGCGACACCACCGAGGACGAGCUCGACGGGGACGCCGUGGUCCUCAAGAGACCAAAGGCCGAGUGA